Molecule: messenger RNA, 1970 nt
Organism: Microplitis demolitor
Lineage: Eukaryota; Metazoa; Arthropoda; Insecta; Hymenoptera; Braconidae
Exons: 4
Coding region: 191-1585 (464 amino acids)
Molecular function (GO): protein binding; mRNA binding
Source: RefSeq, a predicted model, not a curated record
UUCAAACACUAGCAAUGCACAUUUCUUCUCAUUUUCUUCAAUAGUUUUCGUUUUUGUUUUAAUUCAGCAAACAGUGAUUGGUCCUGUGUUUAAUAAAUUAAAAAUUCAUUAUUAAUUACAAUAAAUAUCCAUUAAUAUAAAUAUCCAGUUAUAUAAAUUGCUGAUCUGUGUGAUAUUAAUUAAAGCAACGAUGAAUCAGGUUCACAAUGAUCUUAAUUCCACGUGUCCAACUGUAGCGAUAACGAAUAGAAUGUCAGCUCCUGAUAUAAAUAUAGCUAAUCUGUCUUUCAAUGGAGAAAUUUAUUCAUUAGAAUUGGGAAACACUACUAUCGGUCGUUCCCGUAAGAAUGAUGUCCAUUUGGAUGAUGAUUCAGUGUCAGCGUUUCAUUCCAACGUGGAGGUGCGAAAUUCGGGUAUAUUCAUAACGGAUUUACAUUCUACAAACUCAACGUUUAUUGACAAUAACAAAAUUUUACCUCGAACAAGAUACCGUCUCACUCAUGGCUCGGUUUUAAAAUUUGGAAAUGUUGAAGGAAUGAUUGAAAUUUUCGGGUAUGACAUAAUAAUAAGAAGUGACUCACUUAUAUCCAAUUUCUCUUUGAGUAUGCAAACAGAAAGAAUUAGGGAAUCCGUCAGUUUUGAGGUGGGAUUGAAUUUAUCAUCGGACAUUGAAGUAGUUCACGAGAGAAGUGGUAUAAAUGUUGUCGAAGAAGUCUUAGUAAAUGCUGGUAUUGAUAAAGAUGAUGGUAAUGAUCAUAUUACUGAUGUUGCUAGACCGAGUGAUAAUGGUGUUAAAAAUGAUGAUGAUGGUGGUGGCAAAGAUGAAAAAAAUUAUGGUAAUAAUAAUGAUACGGAUGGCCCACAAAAUGGUGGUAAUGAUGAUAGUAAUUAUCAUCAUGAUGAAAAUAAAGAUAAUGAUAGCACAGAUAUAAUUGAUCUCAGUGAUAUUAGUGAUAAUGGAGUUGAUGAUGAUGUUGGUACCGAAGCUCAUGAAAAUGAUAAUAAUAACACAGGUAUAAUUGGUAUUGAUAAUAUUAGUGAUAAUUCGGUUGAUGAUGGCACAGAAGCUGAUGAAAAUGAUAAUAAUGAUAAUGAGGAUAAUGAUAAUAACGGUAAUGAUGUGGUUGGUCCACAAGGUAAUGAAAGCGAUAAUCAUAAUGAUGAUUAUGAUGAUAAUAGUGGUACAAAAGGUGAUAAAGAUAAUAAUAACACGUAUAUAAUUGGUUUUGGUUAUACUAGUGAUAAUGGGGUUGACGAUGAUAAUACCGAAGCAGAUGAAAAUGACAAUAAUGAUAAGGAUAAUGAUAGUGAUGUGGAUGAUCUACAAGAUGAUGAUAAUAAUAGUGGUGAUGAUGAUGAUAAUGAUAAUAGUGGUGAUGGUAGUGGUGGUGAUGAUAAUGGUGUCAAAGUUAAUGAUAGUAGUGAUGAAAGUAAUAAUAAUGAUGAUGAAAGUAAUGAUAGUGACGAUAAUAAGGAUAGUGUUAAUGACAGAAAUAAUGCUGGACAUCGUUAUUAUUUACGGAAAAGAGUAACAGAGAAACAUGUGUCGUUCGAUAAAUAUUUAUGUGCAAGGAAAAAAAAGUAAACUUAAAAAAUAUGUACAAUUGCCUUUUUUAAAAAAUGAGGCAUUUAUUUUUCUUUUCGAUUUUCUUAAAAAAUAUUUUAUUACCUAAAUAUUUUACUAAUUUAAUUGUAAAUAGAAAAAGCUGGUCUUUACUUUUACUAUAAGUUCUUUAUACUAAAAAUGAAUAGCUUACCUUAUUUUUAAGCGCUAGUAUGCAAUCAGUAUUGAUUGUAAUAAUAAAUUUAAACAAGUUGAGUGUUAUCUGAUUAAAAUGUUUUUGUUUGUAAUUUAUAUAUUUAAUUAAUAACCAAUUUAACUGAAUUCUUAUUUUAAUAAAUUAUAAAUCUGACUGAGGAAAAGACAACUAAACAUUUGACAAUUAAAAGUAAUAUUUAUAAAAGUCAUA